AUGAAGUACUCGGCUGUCGCCUGCGCUACCCUGAUUGCAGCCGUUGCUGCCCAGCCUCAUUACAGCGGCCCCGGAACCAGCAAACAUGCAAACAAGCACGCACACAACAAUCACAAGCAUGCCCGUAACAACGUCAACGUGCCUCGUGCUGUCGUCACUGUCAACGAGGUGGUUACUGAGACCGUCUACGUUACUGAGAUGAUCGACGAGACCACCACUGUCUGGAUCACUCCCGGCCAGGAAGCCAAGCCCACUCCUACGUCGGCCGGUACUCCCAACGCACCGGGCAAUUUCUACGAGACUCCCUCUGCUGCUGCUCCUCCUCCUCCCCCUGCUCCUGAGGCUCCCAAGCCUAGUCCUAGCCCCAGCUCCCAAGCUGCUGCUCCUCCAGCUACGACUACCUCAACCUCUGUCUAUGUUGCUCCUCCUCCUGCUGCUGCUCCUUCCACUACCUCUGUUAACGUUCCCACGCCUCACGUUGACGUUGCCCCGCCUCCUCCUGUCAGCAACCCCCAAACCUCAUCUGCUCCCUCUACUGGUGGCGGUGGUCCCGGUUCUGAUACGAUCACGGGCGACUUCACCUGGUACGACAUCGGGAUGGGCUCUUGCGGCGAGGACGACGAGGAUAAGGCCCUGACCGAGUGCAUCGUUGCCGUUUCUCACAUUCGGAUGGGCCAACAGUCCAAUGGCAAUCCCAUGUGCGGCAAGACCAUCUCAAUGAGCGCCAACGGCAAGACUAUCACUGGCACUGUGAAGGACAAAUGCAUGGGCUGCCUGGCCAACGAUAUUGAUGUCAGCAAGGCUUGUUACACGCAGUUCUUCGACCUUGGCGUUGGCCGUACAAAGAUCGAGUGGUGGUUUAAUUAA
Molecule: messenger RNA, 867 nt
Organism: Metarhizium brunneum ARSEF 3297
Lineage: Eukaryota; Fungi; Ascomycota; Sordariomycetes; Hypocreales; Clavicipitaceae
Source: RefSeq, a predicted model, not a curated record